AUGGGUGCCGCCUCUCUCAACCAUUCCAACGAUGACAUUGCCGUCAACAACAUUAGCGAUGUCGAGGCCGUACAGCCCUGCCCUGCUGCCGCUGACGAGUUCUUGGUGACCUGGGACGAACCUGCCGACAAAGACCCCGCAAACCCCAUGAACUGGAGUAACGCGCGGAAAUGGAGCAUGGUAUCGACACUGUCAUUCCUCAGCUUCCUCGUGCCGCUUGCGAGCUCCAUGAUGGCCCCGGCUGUACCCCAGAUUCUUGAAGAAUUUAAGGUCACAAACGAUAUGUUAGGGACAUUUGUCGUAUCUGUCUUUGUCUUGGGUUUUGCAGCUGGCCCACUGGUCAUCGCGCCCGCUAGCGAGCUCCAUGGUCGGCUGAUAGUGUACCAUGUCUGCAACAGCCUCUUCGUGGUAUUCACCAUCGGCUGCGCCCUCUCGACUAACAUGGGCAUGCUCAUGGCCUUCCGUUUCUGGGCUGGGUUCUCCGGGGUGUGUGUCCUCACAUGUGGCAGCGGAUCGAUCGCAGACAUGAUGCCGGCCGAGAUCAGAGGCAAGGCUAUGGGCAUCUGGUCGGUCGGGCCUCUGAUCGGACCUGUUGUCGGCCCCGUCUGUGCUGGUUUUCUUGUCGCGGACAAGAGCUGGCGAUGGGUGUUCUGGGUCACAGCCAUAGCGGCUGGCGUCGCUACCCUCUUCUCCUUCGCCGUGCUCCGUGAGACAUAUGCACCGGUCCUCCUCGAACGCAAGGCUGCACAACUACGUAAGCAGACUGGCGACACAAGAUACCGAUCGAGUCUACAGACCCCUGGAUCGCAGAAGCAGGUCUUUAUGACGGCCAUCCUGCGGCCUGCGCGCCUGCUUCUCACUGCUGCGGUUGUCAGGGCCGUCUGCCUGUACAUCGCCAUCAUUUACGGUCUCAUGUACGUUUUGUUCACCACGUACACCUUCGUCUUUGAGGAACAAUACGGCUUCAGCUCCGAGGGCGCCGGUCUGUCCUUCAUAGCCGGCGGCGUCGGCAACCUCAUCGGAAUGUUUUAUGUUUCGGUCUUCUCGGACAAGAUCAUUAAAAACCGGAAAGCAAUGAAUCUGCCUGUCCGCCCCGAAGACCGUCUCCACCCGGCGCUUACCGUGCCGUCCACUCUUCUGUUGCCAACGGGCCUCAUUAUCUACGGAUGGACGGCCGACAAGCAUGUGCACUGGAUCGUGCCCAUGAUCGGCAAUGGCAUCAUGGGCUGCGGCAUGAUGGGCGUCUUCAUGUGUUGCCAGACAUAUCUUGUCGAUGCCUUUACCCAGCACGCUGCGUCGGCUACAGCAGCUAAUGCCGUGCUGCGUAGCACUCUGGGUGCAGUCCUGCCUCUUUGUGGACUGCAGCUUUACGACGCCCUUGGUCUCGGAUGGGGCAACACGUUGCUUGGUGGAGUUGCAUUGUUAAUGGCGCCUGUACCUAUCCUCUUGGGAAUCUUUGGAGAGCGGAUGAGGAAUGGUUCAGCGUUGCGAAAAAAGUCCUAG
Messenger RNA from Cryphonectria parasitica EP155, 1503 nucleotides. Its product is annotated as MFS general substrate transporter. Gene Ontology annotation, molecular function: transmembrane transporter activity. The transcript has 3 exons. NCBI's taxonomy places the organism in Eukaryota, Fungi, Ascomycota, Sordariomycetes, Diaporthales, Cryphonectriaceae. The record is from RefSeq and is a predicted model, not a curated record. Bases 1 to 1503 code for a protein of 500 amino acids. Gene Ontology annotation, biological process: transmembrane transport.